Molecule: messenger RNA, 1390 nt
Organism: Onychostoma macrolepis
Lineage: Eukaryota; Metazoa; Chordata; Actinopteri; Cypriniformes; Cyprinidae
Exons: 6
Coding region: 569-1033 (154 amino acids)
Source: RefSeq, a predicted model, not a curated record
AAUUUCUUUCAAUCAAACUGUAUGGGAUAUUAUGAGCAUGUCUUUUCUUGUAUAAGAACAUGGUAACUUCAAAGCAUCCUCACUAUGUUUCUCAGAGGCUGGAAUGUGAUUAUUAUGUGACCACAGAAGGAAGAUUUUUCCCAAACAUCCCCACAAAUUCCUCUGUCAUCUCUUUUAGAAAAGUUUGGAGCAAGAGUUAGAACAAAGUUUCUCUGCAUUUUGGUCUAGAAACAUUGUAACCAUUAACUGACACUGUAUCUUUUUGCUAAAUAGAAUGUAUAAUACAAUUAUGUCCUCUAAGAUAUAUAUUUUUAAUUUAUUUAUUGUGGUUGCAAGCUUUUGGGUUUCUUUUUGGGUUUUGCUUGAGUAUGUCUGAGGUUUCCCUGCUAUGUGGAUAAAGGCGGAUAUGUGUGUGUGUGUGUGUAUGUGUGGUUGGCAUGGUCUUUUUUCUCUCAUCUGGUCUCUAUUACGACUUGGAGUAUAAAACUACUGCACUGAGAGAGAGAGCUCCACAGCUCCGACAGUCUCUUAACACACUAACCCCACACGCUAACACACUCGUGCAGCUAUGGCCAUUAUGCAGUGGGUCUUUUUGCUCAGUCUGCAGGGAUGUCUGCUCACACAUGCUCUGGACUGCACGGGCAGGAAUGUGGACUGUGUCAGCACACAGGUUACAGAGGUCAAGCUUAAAGAUGAGCCCUUAUCUUCUCAGAUGAGGGCUCGCAGACAAGCUCAACUCACUCAGCGGCCUGGAUCUUAUUCAGUCAAAGGAUCUCCUAACGCACUCCUCCAGAAUGACAGGUCGAGGCGACAUUUGAAUGCUAGUAAAAAAAAGCCCAACAGAUCUCGCAUCGGCUCUCUCUCACUACUUUCCCAUAACCACGCAACCAGCCCACUGCAGGUCGAAAGUGUUCAUAGACACUUUGAGGGUGUGUCCCAUCCCAAAGUGGCUGCAUUAAAGUCUGUGAAGAAGAGAUCCAGAAGAAGUGCACCCAAGAGAAAGAAGAACGCAAGGAAUAACACAUGCUCAUGAGAGGUUCUUUAAAACACUUAAGCUGUAAUUCCUGUUAACGUUUACUUAAAGAAUGCCGUAAGAUCACACAGAUUCUGUGCAGAUAAUGUGGAUCACAAUUAAUGACAAUAAUUGGACAGUCCCCACAUUUAAAUAUCUAAAAUAAACAAAAUUACUUAAAUAUAAACAUAUAUACAGCAUACUAAGCUUUGAAAUCUGCAUAAUACUCAUUUAGAAGAAAGAUUAUAGUUUAAUUAUCUUAUGCUAAUAUGAUUCUGAACAAUGUUGUACUAAAUUAUACAAGUCUCUAUACACUGCUUGAACAAAUAUAUCUAAAAAUCUUUUGUAGAUUUAUGAUUAAAUAAACUUUAAUUUGAA